Monopterus albus (swamp eel) is the source of this 3378-nucleotide messenger RNA. It is a transcript of the gene plod2, whose product is annotated as procollagen-lysine, 2-oxoglutarate 5-dioxygenase 2. The record is from RefSeq and is a predicted model, not a curated record. The transcript is spliced from 20 exons. NCBI's taxonomy places the organism in Eukaryota, Metazoa, Chordata, Actinopteri, Synbranchiformes, Synbranchidae. Gene Ontology annotation, molecular function: L-ascorbic acid binding; iron ion binding; procollagen-lysine 5-dioxygenase activity. Gene Ontology annotation, cellular component: endoplasmic reticulum. Gene Ontology annotation, biological process: peptidyl-lysine hydroxylation. The coding region runs from base 306 to 2576 and encodes 756 amino acids.
AUACCGUUAUCUUCACACUCGCUUUUCAUGGUCUGUGACUUCACUAGUAGCUGCAGUCGCAAUUAAGCAACCACGCCUGUAGUUUUCUAAUAACCCUGAAUUGCUGUAUUUUUACAACUCCUCCCUCAGGCAGAAAUAGCUGUUUCAAGACCUGCACGGCCAGAAAACGCUAUAUUUACCAGAGGAGUUAUUUUCUUAAAUAUCGCGAGAGCAUUCUGACCCUCAGGAAUAAUCCUGAUCACUGUUGUCUGGGAGGCAAUAGUCCAUACCGAACACUCUGUUCGGGAAAACGCACUACAACAGUAAUGGAGUACCUCAUGUUUAGUUUUGUUUUUGCAUGUUGGAUGAAGUUUGGAAAUUCCGUCCUCUCUAUUCAUACACCUCACGCUCCUGCGCCUAUUCCUAAAGAGAACUUGCUUGUCUUAACUGUUGCAACAGAGGAAACAGAUGGCUUCCUCCGCUUUAUGCAGUCUGCAAACUAUUUCAACUACACUGUGAAGGUGUUGGGAAUGGGAGAAGCAUGGAAAGGUGGUGAUGUGGGUCAUUCUAUUGGUGGAGGACAAAAAAUCAGACUACUGAAGGAGGAAAUGAAGGCUCUGGCUGAACAGCAAGAUCUCAUUGUCCUGACUGUGGAUAGCUAUGAUCUUAUCUUUGCUGGGGGGCCAGAAGAGAUUCUCAGGAAGUUCCAGCAAACCAAUCACAAAGUGCUUUUUGCUGCUGAGGGACUGAUAUGGCCAGAUAAGCAACUAGCUGACAUGUACCCCUCUGUCCGUCGUGGCAAACGCUACCUCAACUCAGGAGGUAUAAUUGGCUAUGCCCCGUACAUACACAAAAUCGUUUCACAGUGGAACCUCCAUGACAAUGAUGAUGACCAGCUCUUCUACACUAAAAUAUAUGUGGAUCCUUUACAAAGAGAAACUCUCAAUAUGACUUUGGACCACAAGUGUCAGAUUUUCCAGAACCUAAAUGGGGCAGUUGAUGAAAUGCUUCUUAAGUUUGGAACUGACCGAGUGAGAGUUAGAAACACAGUGUACGACUCUCUACCUGUGAUUGUCCAUGGCAACGGAAACACCAAAAUGUACUUGAACUACUUGGCCAACUAUGUCCCCAAUGCAUGGAACUAUGAGCAUGGAUGUAGCCACUGCGAUGACAAUGCUGUGGACUUGUCUCAAUUAAAAGAGUAUCCGAGUGUGAUGGUUGGAGUAUUCAUUGAGCAACCCACUCCAUUUCUUCCUGAAUUCUUCCAGAGGUUGUCGGCCCUGGAUUAUCCCAAAGAUAAACUCAGAUUUUUUGUCCACAACAAUGAGGUUUACCACGAGAAGCACAUCCAGAGGUUCUGGGAAGAGAACAGAAAUUUGUUCAAUAGUUUCAAGGUUGUGGGACCAGAAGAAAAUUUGAGCCAAGGAGAGGCCAGGAACAUGGGCAUGGAUGUUUGCCGUAAGGACACCACAUGCGACUACUACUUCAGCAUAGACUCAGAUGUCAUGCUCACCAACAGACAGACUCUGAAGCUCCUCAUUGAGCAGAACAGAAAAAUAAUUGGUCCCCUUGUCACUCGUCACGGCAAGCUGUGGUCCAACUUCUGGGGAGCCUUGAGUCUGGAUGGCUAUUAUGCUCGCUCUGAAGAUUAUGUCGACAUUGUGCAGAGAAAACGUAUGGGUGUGUGGAACAUUCCUUACAUGGCACAUGUAUACCUUGUCAAGGGCAGUGCCUUGAGAAAUGACCUUAAGGAGAGGAACAUCUUUGUUCUGGAGAAGCUGGACCCAGAUAUGGCUUUGUGCAGAAAUGCCAGAGAAGUGACCAGUCACAGAGAAAAAGACUCCCCUUCUCCGGAAUCAUUCCAUAUGCUCAAGCCCCCAAAGGGAGUCUUCAUGUACAUAACAAACCGUCAUGACUUUGGGAGGCUCAUUUCCACAGCCAAUUAUAACAUUUCUCAUUAUAACAAUGACUUGUGGCAGAUAUUUGAAAACCCUCUGGACUGGAGAGAGAAGUACAUCCACCAAAACUAUACUCAAAUUUUCACUGAAAACUACUUAGAGGAGCCUUGUCCAGAUGUGUUCUGGUUCCCAGUCUUCUCGGAGAAGGCUUGUGAUGAGCUAGUGGAGGAGAUGGAGCACUAUGGUUCAUGGUCAGGAGGCAAACAUGAGGACAGUAGAAUUGCUGGAGGCUAUGAGACCGUGCCAACAGACGACAUUCAUAUGAAGCAAAUCAGUUUUGAUAAAGAGUGGCUACAUUUCAUCCGAGAGUUCAUAUCGCCUGUCACGUUGAAGGUUUUCUCUGGCUAUUACACUAAGGGUUAUGCUGUAAUGAACUUUGUGGUAAAAUACACGCCUGGCAGGCAAGCGUUCCUGAAGCCUCACCAUGACACAUCCACCUUCACCAUCAACAUCGCCCUCAAUAACAAAGACAGAGACUUUCAGGGUGGAGGUUGCCGGUUCAAUAGGUAUAACUGCUCCAUAGAGUCACCGAGGAAAGGCUGGAGCUUCAUGCACCCAGGACGACUGACUCAUCUCCACGAAGGCCUGCCCACCACCAACGGCACCCGUUACAUCGCAGUGUCCUUCAUUGAUCCUUGAACCGUCUCAUUAUACUGUAAACUAGACUUGCUUCUUGCUGAUUUCUGUUAUUUUGGUUUUGUCAUUUCACACAUUGUGCCCCAGAUGUUUCGUCUAUGCAAUUCUUACUUAAAUAGCUGCAUUUAAAGAAUCUCGGUCAAACAGAGUGUAGAGUGGAAGGAGAAAUGCCAAAAUUAAUUCAGAGUUUACAGUAGAUACACAAAUAUGAAACGUAUGCUAGCAGGGUACAGGGCUGCUCUUCUCAUUUAAAACCAUUUAGAUUUAGAUCCUGGCAGGGAUUACUGGUGCUGUAGCUUCUCCUGAUUUUCACAAUACUAAUUUAAUGUUGUCAUGGUAAAUGUUAUUAAUACAUACUGGUGGCUUUGUUAGCAAUUAGCUGUACCAUGCUAGCAUGCAGAUGUGUGCAUCUAUGCAAGUUUCAGGUAAAAUGUCAUUUGUAUACUGUAAAAACUCAUCAUUCCUUCAACAGCUACUAAUGGUGCUCAGCCUUACAUGUUUCUGCAACUGAAUUUUAAAACUGUUUUUGGGUGUAAGUUAUUUUUCUAGUUCCACUUAAAGUUUAAUUUGUGCACAAUGAUAAAGAAAUUUAUUAUUGUAACUUUGCACACCAGAAAUAACAGUAAGCCAGCAGUGUUCGGUAUGAAUUCUGUUUGACUGAAGUUCUAUUUUCUGUCAUACUUGAAAAGUUUUUCUUCUUUCCAUUUUGGAAUUUGUCAACAUGCAACUUUCCUGAAAUAAUUUCUGCAAAAUUGGUUCUGAGAGAUGUGUGAAUGAAAUUUGAAAAUAAGCAAAAGUUGUUUAA